UACUUCCCAGAAAAAAAUGGCGGCCUCCAUGAAGUUUGUUUUUGGAAAUGCAAGAGAUGCUUUUACCAAGAAACUUGAUUCUUGGGAAGGCAGUCAUGAUUUGAAAGAAAUAUUUCAGUCAAUCAGUGGAAGUGAAUCAGAAAAAAAGCUCGCUGUUGAUCAAGCUCUUCGCGAUGUUAUAAAGGAAGCUAUUGAAAAGACAGAUGAUUGUGAAGCAUACAAAAAAGUGAUUAUACAGUCCAUAGACCUGGCAAAUGAUGACCUGUGUUCGGUGAUCAUGCCUUUUCUCCUUCUAUCUGAUGUUUUUGACCUUAUUCCUCUGAGUCAGUGUGAGAUUGUGUUUUAUGUAGUGGAGGAAAAUCUACCCGUGUGGAAAUCGGCAUUGUUUUAUGAUGCAGGGAAAAACUUCCUCUUAAGAAUGUGCAAUGAUCUACUGAGAAGAUUAAGUAAAUCACAGAAUACUGUGUUCUGUGGCAGAAUUCAGCUGUUUCUCUCUAGACUGUUUCCACUCUCAGAAAAAUCAGCCCUGAAUCUCAUGAGUCAGUUCAACCUAGAAAAUGUCACAAUUUACUCUACAAAGUCAGAUGAAAUCAAGCUUAAAGUGCGUGAGGUUGCUGACGAUGUUAUGGAGGUUGAAGAAGGAGAAAUGGAGGAUCUAUCGGGGUCAACCCCUAUAGAUUACAACUUGUAUAGGAGGUUCUGGGCACUUCAGGAUUACUUUAGAAAACCGUCUCAGUGCUAUGAAAAAGUUCCAUGGAAAGCAUUUCAACAGAAUGCUGAUGUGGUACUGAAUGCAUUUGCCAGUUCUAAAUUGGAUGACAUGAAAUCUUCGAGAAGGAAACUUGAUUUACCUCGCCCAGCAGAUACAAAAGCCUUCUUUGCCAAGUAUUUGACGAGUGAAAAGUUGAUGGACUUGCAACUGAAUGAUAGUAACUUCAGGAGAUAUGUACUUGUUCAGUUCCUCAUUAUUUUCCAGUAUUUGAGUUCACAAGUUAAAUUCAAGAGUCCCAGUCAAACUCUAACAGAUGACCAAAGUCAGUGGGUCAGAACAACUCAGGAUAAAGUAUACCAGCUUAUCAGGGAAACUCCUCCAGAUGGGGAAAAGUUCUGUAAAACAGUUCAGCACAUCUUAGGACGAGAGGAACAUUGGAAUAAAUGGAAAAAUGAGGGAUGUCCCGACUUUGCAAGAAAACCAGAACUAGAUGAAAAAAAGGUCAAGUCCAGAGCUAAGAGACGGUGGGUAGGAGAUGACCUACAAGCUCAAGGAGGAAAAAUUAUUAAAAUGGGGAGUGCUGAACUCACUCGAUUAUGGAAUUUGAAUCCUGAUAACUUAGAGGCUUGCAAAGCAGAGAAAAGGGUAUUUUUACCUUCGCUUGAGGACUUUUUCUCAGAGGCCAUGGAACAAGCAGACCCUGAGGCCCAAUUUGAAGAGCAAUACAAAAUGGUAAAUAAUCCUGUGUUCCAGUGGAAGUCUCUACGACUUCUGGCCAGACGAAGUCCGCAUUUCUUUGGUCACAAUAACACCCCAGCCAUGCCACUUCCUCAGUACUUAGAACUCAUGCUUAACAAAAUAGCACAAGAGCUACCCUCCACUGACACUAAUGGAGAAGUAGCACAGGAACCAAGCAAUGAGGAAAUGAGGACAGAGCUUGGUGAGGAUGAGGCUAUAAAAGAGGCACAAGAUGGUGAGGAGGAGGAACUGAAAGAGCAGGCAGAAGAACAAGGUCGAGAGGAUAUGCCAGAAGAUAUUCUUUCAAAGGAACAGAUAGACCUCAUUGCUGAGAAACUGGGUGGGGACUGGAAAAAGCUGGGCACAGAGCUAAACUUUCCUGAGGAUGAUAUGACUUAUUUUGAGAGUGAAAACAGUGAAGAAACUGCAUGUGCGAAAAAGAUGUUGACAAUUUGGCAGGAAAAUGAAAGUGAGAGAGCAACAAUGGGCACAUUGAAGAUUGCCCUGAAGGAAGUGGGGCUGACAGAAGUGAUCGAUGCUGUGUUUGGAUCCUCUUGAAUCAUACAAGCAACACAAGAGGGUCAGGAACUAUGGCCAAAAACUCUGUUAACUAGCAAUCCAAAUGUAAAAUUGGGAUUGUCUGAGUUUUCAUCAAUGGAAGGAUAUGGAUUCUAGGGUUACCAUGCUGAGUUCAUUAACUAAAAAAUGUGUGCUAGCAUUAUUACAUGGAAAAUCUGUUUAGUAUCAUGUACUGUUCAUAUGUUUCUCAUUAUAAAUAUGUAUUAAACUCAAAUAGUGACAAUUAAGAUUACCAUUUGAUGAAGAUA
Molecule: messenger RNA, 2277 nt
Organism: Ostrea edulis (European flat oyster)
Lineage: Eukaryota; Metazoa; Mollusca; Bivalvia; Ostreida; Ostreidae
Product: THO complex subunit 1-like
Exons: 19
Coding region: 17-2008 (663 amino acids)
Biological process (GO): mRNA export from nucleus; signal transduction; regulation of DNA-templated transcription elongation
Cellular component (GO): THO complex part of transcription export complex
Molecular function (GO): protein binding
Source: RefSeq, a predicted model, not a curated record